Molecule: messenger RNA, 1164 nt
Organism: Sphenostylis stenocarpa
Lineage: Eukaryota; Viridiplantae; Streptophyta; Magnoliopsida; Fabales; Fabaceae
Source: the annotation of a GenBank genome assembly
AUGGAAAAAAAGUUAAGGAUAAAGAAGAAAGUAUGGAUGGGGAAGAAGUUUGGGAUGGAGAAGAAGUUUGGGAUGGAGAAGAAUCUACUAAUUAAGGAAGCAGAAGAAGUUAAGGAUGAUGGAGAAGAAGUUAGGGAAGGUGAAAAAGUGAAGAAUGAAGAACAAGUUUGGGGAGGAGAAGAAGUUAAGGAUGUAGAGCAAGUUAGGAAAGGAGAAGAAGAAGUUAAGGAUGGAGAAGUAUUUUGGGAUGGGGAAGAAGUGAAAGAAGGAGAAGAAGUUAAGGAAGAAGAAGAAGAAGAAGGAGACAAAGUCAAGGAAGAAGAAGUUUUGGAUGGAGUAGAAGUUAAGGAUAAAGAAGAAAGUAUGGAUGGGGAAGAAGUUUGGGAUGGAGAAGAAUCUACUAUGUAUGGAGAAGAAAUUAAGGAAGAAGAAAAUGAAGUUAAGGAAGCAGAAGAAGUUGAGGAGGAUGGAGAAGAAGUUAGGGAAGGAGAAAAAGUGAAGAAUGAAGAAGAAGUUAGGGAAGGAGAAGAAGUUAAGGAUGGAGAACAAGUUAGGAAAGGAGAAGAAGAAGUUAAGGAUGGAGAAGUAGUUUGGGAUGGGGAAGAAGUGAAGGAAGGAGAAGAAGUUAAGGAAGAAGAAGAAGAAGAAGUUUUGGAUGGAGAAGAAGUUCAGGGUAAAGAAGAAAGUAUGGAUGGGGAAGAAGUUUGGGAUGGAGAAGAAGUUAAGGAUGGAGAAGAAGUUUGGGAUGAAGGAGAAGUUUGGAAUGGAGGAGAAGAACCGAAGUAUGAAGAAGAAGUUAAGGAAGAACAAAAUGAAGUUAUGGAAGCAGAAGAAGUUAAGGAGGAUGGAGAAGAAGUUAGGGAAGGAGAAGAAGUGAACAAUGAAGAGCAAGUUAGGGAAGGAGAAGAAGUUAAGGAUGGAGAACAAGUUAGGGAAGGAGAAGAAGAAGUUAAGGAUGGAGAAGUAGUUUGGGAUGGGGAAGAAGUGAAGGAAGGAGAAGAAGUUAAGGAAGAAGAAGAAGUUUUGGAUGGAGAAGAAGUUAAGGGUAAAGAAGAAAGUAUGGAUGGGGAAGAAGUUUGGGAUGGAGAAGAAGUUUGGGAUGAGGAGGAGAAUGGAGGAGAAGAACCGAAGUAUGGAGAAGAAGUUAAGGAAGAAGAAGUUUAG